Messenger RNA from Fusarium graminearum PH-1, 342 nucleotides. RefSeq lists its product as uncharacterized. The transcript is spliced from 3 exons. The coding region runs from base 1 to 342 and encodes 113 amino acids. The record is from RefSeq and is a predicted model, not a curated record. Lineage: Eukaryota; Fungi; Ascomycota; Sordariomycetes; Hypocreales; Nectriaceae.
AUGAAAAUCGUCAACUUAUCAGCGCUUGUCCUUUUCGCCAAUGGUGCUAUGGCAGCAGACUGCCUUGGCUGGAAAACAAGCGGUAGUAUGGACAAGUUUCUGUCGGCUUUCUGGGAAGCGCGCGAGAAAAUGUGCAGCAAUUCCGACUGCGCUCUCCAGCAGCCUUGCACAACAAGGGCUUCAAAGACUGCAGGUAUUUUACAAAGCAAGAUCAACGUUUCUAUAAAACGCCAGAAUACCGCUGGAAAGCCAGGGUUUAAGGAUUGCUGGGAUGCCACUGAUGCUCAAGGAACGGGUACUUGGAUGGAAUUUGGGAGGCCAAUGGACAACUGUACCAGGUAA